Messenger RNA from Propithecus coquereli (Coquerel's sifaka), 2238 nucleotides. RefSeq names its product cytoskeleton associated protein 2-like (gene CKAP2L). Gene Ontology annotation, cellular component: cytosol; mitotic spindle; centrosome. NCBI's taxonomy places the organism in Eukaryota, Metazoa, Chordata, Mammalia, Primates, Indriidae. The transcript has 9 exons. The record is from RefSeq and is a predicted model, not a curated record.
AUGGUGGGGCCCAAGCCCGCCGCCGCUGCUGCCGCGGAAGAGCGGCAGAGAAAGCUUCAGGAGUACCUAGCAGCCAAGGGAAAACUGAAGAGCCAAAACACCAAGCCUUAUCUAAAAGCCAAGAAUAAUUGCCCAAAUCUACCACCUUCGAAAUCUACUAUUAGACCCCAAAAGGAUAUUACCAACCAUGUUGUUUUGCCUGUCAAAGAUAAAAGGUCUGUUAGCAUUAAACUCCAGCCCAGACCAGCCAAUAUUACAGGGUGCCAGAAGCCUAAGUUGGAGCCACCAAAACUUCUAGGCAAAGGGCUGAUUUCAAAAUAUGUUUCUUCUAACUCAAACUGUAAGCCUUCUAGCAAGAGUCAUCAGCAGCAUGAAGCUAGAUCAUCCACUGUGGGUGAACUGUCAAGAAAACCCGUGGGGUCACUUAAAAUACAGGAAGUGAAAACUACAAAACAACAGGUAAUAGAUCAAGGAACUGCUAAAUGUACAGACUCUGUGGACAGCACUCAUGUUGAAAACGAAUCUUUGGAUAAGUUUCUAAAAGAGAUAAAUAAAGAGAACUUACCCCAAACCUUAUCAAAUCCUGAGAGGAAGCCAGAUCCUGAAUUAUGUACCAUAAGUAAGCCAAAAACUAACUCUUAUAAUCUAACCAAGAGCAAUUUGGCUCCUAAACAAGUCUUGGGCAAAAGUUCAGUUAAUAGUGCUGUUCCGAAAGACAGAAUUAAUAAACAAUUUGUCGGAGAAACGCAAAUCAGGAUUCUGUCCAUAAAAUCACACCAACUCUCGAGAGGAACAGAUCUUGCAAGACUAGGAAAAAAAAACCCAAGGACAGUUCCCUCUCACUUUAAUCAGACCCUUGGUAAGACUCAAUCAUCAAAGAAACCAGUGGUCAAGGAGAUAAAGGUAAUUAGGAAUAAAUACAAAAGACCAAAUGAAACUAAGUUACGGUCAUACCCUGUUGCUGAACAGAAAGUAAAACAUACCAAACCCAGGACAGACCCCAGUUUGCUUCAGGGAGGAAAUAACAACAGGCAUCCAAACAUCAAGCAAGAUCACAAAUCCACUCAACCUUGCUUUAGACCUCAAACAUGUGUUCUGCAAAAAUCAAAAGCCAUGAGCCGGAAACAUGAUGUGACAGCUGGCAGUUGUAAUUCAGUCAUUCCACGCACCCCUAGCAUAAGAGCAAAUGGAACCAAUGGUAAUAAACGUGGCAACAGCUUUCAACAGAAAGCACACACUUUGGACUGCAAGUUGAAAAAGACUCUUCCCCAGAACCAUUUUCUGAACAAGACAGCUCCCAAAACUCAAGCUGGUGUCACAAACAUAAAUGGAAGAAGAGUCCCAAAUGAGACCCAAACGAAUCCAAAUAUUAAAAAGAAGGCAACAGUAGAGGAUCGAAGGAAACAACUGGAAGAAUGGCAGAAAUCUAAGGGGAAAAUCUAUAAACGGCCUCCUAUGGAACUUAAGACAAAAAGGAAGGUAAUAGAGGAAAUGAAUAUUUCAUUCUGGAAGAGCAUUGAACAAGAAGAGGAAGAAAAGAAAGCACAACUGGAACUGUCCAGUAAAAUUAACAACACUCUGACAGAAUGUCUGAAGCUCAUUGAAGGGGGUGUACCUUCUAAUGAAAUAUUUACCAUAUUGUCCAGCAUUCCUGAGGCUGAAAAAUUUGCUAAAUUUUGGAUCUGCAAAGCAAAGUUGUUGGCAAAUAAAGGCACCUUUGAUGUUAUUGGGCUAUAUGAAGAGGCCAUUAAAAAUGGAGCAGCACCUAUAGAAAUUGUUAAAUUGCUAAAUCUUACUUUCCUUCCUGACUUUGCAUACACAUGAAUUGUUUCUGACUCUUUAGUUGCUGAAACUAAUAUAACAUCAGUGGAAGAACUGGCCAAGAAGAUGGAAUCUGUAAAGUCUUGUCUUUCUCCAAAAGAGAAGGAACAAGUUAUAGCAACACCACAAAUAACCAAAGCAGAACAAGAUAAUCAUCCUGGUAUCAAAUUACAGAUUGCUCCAAUCCCUAGAAUAAAUGGAAUGCCAGAAGUGCAAGACAUGAAGCUUAUCACUCCUGUUCGGCGGUCAGCAAGAAUCGAGCGAGCGGUGUCCCGCUACCCAGAAAUGCUGCAGGAACAUGAUUUAGUAGUGGCUUCUCUUGAUGAACUAUUAGAAGUGGAAGAAACAGAGUGUUUUAUAUUCCGUAGAAAUGAGGCUUUGCCUGUAACAUUAGGGUUUCAAAUCCUUGAAUCAUAA